Messenger RNA from Dreissena polymorpha, 1208 nucleotides. RefSeq lists its product as uncharacterized. The transcript has 3 exons. The coding region runs from base 154 to 1101 and encodes 315 amino acids. The record is from RefSeq and is a predicted model, not a curated record. NCBI's taxonomy places the organism in Eukaryota, Metazoa, Mollusca, Bivalvia, Myida, Dreissenidae.
GAAUGGCUUAAUAAUUCGCACGUAUCAGAAGAGGUCCUUCUUGAACAGGACCAGGACAAUGUUCGCACAGAGACGUUUCCUAAAAGUACAUCAUUUUUUCCCUUAUAUUCACCGGAAUUUUCUGGCGAGCGUCAGCAAUUGGAAGUAAAGGUAAUGGAUGGGACGCACAUCCGUACAAAUCUGAAGUCAAAGCUGAUCAAAAAUGGACUUGGUGAUGUAAAAAUUGAUCCUUGGAAACAGGUAGCUCAGAGUGGAAAAACUUAUCUUCGCCCAGCAAUGUUAGAGGUAAGAGACGACGGAAAAAUAUUACAUCAACAAAGUGACCCUUUCGUUAGAACAAUGUUUGCGGAAGAUGUGCAAGAGGAACUGCUUAGGGGUGGUCACGACAUUGAAGCGCACUUUUGUAAAAUUUUGCGUCAGUGGCACGAGGCUGAAGAUCAGCCAGGUAUUCCAGCUUUUGAAAGGUGUGUAAGAUCACUCAAACUAAAAGCAUGGUUGAUGAACAGGUAUGACUUCGCCGCAUUUCCUCCACCUUCUCAGUACGUGAAAGGGAUCCCCAGAGUAACGUUCGAAGGGCUUGUUUGUAGCAUAGAUGCCCAUAUACUACUAUACAGACUGGUAAAAGGAAGUGCCUACAACUGGCGGUCAGUUUCUACACUAGUGGCAGAGAACUUUAUGGGUGAACUUGCCGAAAGGGCAUCAAAUAGUAACGGCGUUCCUUCCGGUGCUAUGCUUGCAUCAGAUAUGGGCAAGAUCUCUCAGCUGCAUGCUAUGCGAUUAAAGCCUGGUCGUUCGUUUCGGAUGAAGACAGCCAAAGCACGCCGCUACGAGACGCCUGAUGACGUCACGGAGGAGAUGCGUCCGACUGAAACUGACAGUAGCCACACUGCAUUGGACUCGUCGAGGAUAACACGAAUUGUUGUUCGAAACCAUGAGUUUGACAUAAGGGCUCCGCACAGAGGAAAGAAGGGAACAAUAAGCAACCUCGGUGGAAUUCCGAAAGGGGUUCAGUCGAUACGGGAACACUUCAAAGUUAAUGAAUCAAAAAUACUACCUUCUUUAAGACUUGGAAUUUCAUCUAAUGAUUUAAACGAACUCUAAAUAAAACAAAUAAUGCUCUUUUCAUAAUAGCAGGAUUAAAGUGACUUUGACAUUAAAAGAGGAUUCAUAUUGACAAUGUUGUUUUAAUCAUACAUAAAUUAUUUUGU